UUGAAUAGAGAAACGUUCAAAUUUUACUUGGUCUUCUAAUCCACCUCUUCUCAUCAAUCGCAGAUCGAUCAAAUCUGCGUUUUGAUGAUCAAAACCAAGCCAUAGAUCGCAUAUUCUUAUUCAUUUCGAUCAGUUUUCCGGCCUUAUAAUUCCGAUCAAUUUUAUCUUUCCAUGUUUCUCUUUCUCUCCCUCUCUCCAAUCAAGUUAUUCAACCUGCGUUUUGAUGAUCAUCAAAAAAGUUGAUGAAUUUACAUUCUACCCUGCAAUGACGAUAAAAGGAGGCACAAGCCAAGCCUGUGCUGCGUGCAAAUACCAUAGACGAAAGUGCGCUAAGGACUGCGCUCUUGCUCCACACUUCCCGGCAGAUCAACCGAUGAUGUUUCAAAACGCCCACCGAUUGUAUGGCGUUUCGAACAUAAUGAAGAUUCUAAAGAAAGUUCAUCCAGAGCAAGAGGAGGAGGCUAUGACAUCGAUCAUAUACGAGUCCAAUAUGCGUGCCAAAUUUUCAGUCACCGGGUGUAUGGGCAUCAUAAACCAAUUGAAUUUCCAAUUACAGCAAGCCCUAGAAGAGCUUCGAUAUGUGAGGACAAAUCUUGCAAUUUGCAAGGACCAAUGUCAAUAUCGACUACCUUCUUCCUCACCGCACUACUCUUCUCCUUCACCGCAGUUGCAGCUAGGUAUACCUACAAACACCGACGCGGCGACUCUGACACUUUAUCAACAACAUCAAUAUCCGUAUCAAUAUGCUUCUGGCGCUGCUGGUGCCAGUGGUGGAAUGUCCUGGGUGGGUAAUGAGUAUCUUGCAAAUGGACUUAAUGGGGUUUAUAUUGACGACAAUGAUAAUAUGGUUAAACCUCUUAGGGUUCAACAUCCCUACUAUAACGAUAACAAUGUCGAACAACUUAUGGCUGUUCAGUCUAGUUUGGUUUCUUCACAAGCCUUUCCUGUUCACCAAGAAAUGGACGUUCCUCAUGACUAUGAUGACAUUCCAUUUGAUACAAUUGCUGAUGAUCGACAAUCUUAUAUCGAAUCUAAAGAAGCCUGUGAGUCUAGUGCUGAAUCAUCGUUCAAGGGUACCACGCAAUCGAUCGAACAUGUCUCAAAUGAUCUCAAGAGUGCGGCAGCAUGCUUCAGUCUAACGAGUGUGAAGUAGCUAUAGCUAGAAGACAACUGAAGUAAUUCAAGUAAUUUCAGAACAAUCGAGUUCCUUAUUUUUUUUUCAUUUGUUUGCAAAUUUGGUGUUCAAAGCUCAACAAUUUUGUUUAUUUGUUUCCACGUACGCAUUCAUUGAAUAAGAGAUGUAGGCUAGCUCUUUACUCAACCAUUUUUGGAGAAGAUUGAAAUGCACUUAAAAUGUUCA
Malus domestica (apple) is the source of this 1360-nucleotide messenger RNA. Its product is annotated as protein ASYMMETRIC LEAVES 2-like. The record is from RefSeq and is a predicted model, not a curated record. Lineage: Eukaryota; Viridiplantae; Streptophyta; Magnoliopsida; Rosales; Rosaceae.